ACUGCCCCUAAAAAUAACGAAUCGAUAUUCGCUCACUGCCCCCGAAUCGUCGGCCGGUCACCUCGUACACGAACAAUCAAUUUAUUGUAAGAACGAAUUCUUUCCAUGUUUCGUCCAAGUAUUUAUUACAAACACGAGCAUAUAUUUUAGCGUCAACGUUAAAAAAAUUGGUACGGACUAUCGUUAGAUGUUGAGUAAGUAAAAAUAAUAAUUUAAGCGAUUCAAAACGCAUUUUUCAAACAUUCUUCUGUGGACUUUGAGUUUUAUUUUAUUUUUAUUUUGAAUAUUAAAGUAACAUUAUUUAUUUUGAGGUGCAUUUUAUAAAAAAAACAUUAGAAAUCAAAAUCAAAUACCUUCGUUAAGUAUACUUAAUGUUCCAACGCAGUAUGCCUUAAUUUAUGUUCAGUCGUAGACAAAGUAAAAAAUUGUAAAUUGUCCAAAUAUUAAAAUUACCCACUGUAUAUCCGUCGACCGGUAAAUUAAUAAGUAGUUAUUUCGAUUUCAAAUAAACAUUGCUAAUUAUUAUAUCGAGCCAAUGUAAGGGAAUAGGCUUUAAAAAAUCUUUGUCGACGCGAUACGAAUUGGAGUAGUAGGAUCUAUUACGAUUCGCGUGCACACGUGUAUCCACACCGAGCGCGGUCAUAAAUAUACACGUACCCAUGUGAUGAUUACGUCAGUACCCGGUUGCAGUCUGUGCUCAUCGUAUUGCGACACUCUUCAACGAGCAGUUUCAUGUUCCAAGGUCUUUUAUGCGAGUUCACUUUUCGAGUCGAACAAUGGACUGGUAAUAUUGCCCCCUCGGGCCACGCUAGGAGCGAUACUCGAGUAACGGGAAUUUUCUCUGCUUUCCAUUUGAAAAUUGGGCUUUCCAGACCGCAGACUAGGAUUCCUUUGCGAUAGUAUCGCGGCCGAUAUCGUUCGAAAAGAUACUCGAGCGCGGAGCCUUUGCCACGAAUCGAGAAUAAAGUGAUCGAACACGAGUAAGAUCGAGAGAUCGGUAGGCAGGAUAUAUCUCCUCGAGGCACACGAUUUCAAAGAGAAAUAAAACAACCUGCACGAUAGAACAGUGCCGACAGUUUACUAAUGCGUUUUGAGUUGGAUAAAUUGUUAUUUUUAUAUAUUUAACAUUUAAUGGUUGUUUAUAACGUUGCCAACCGAAUGGGAAAAUUUAGAUUAAAUAUUCAAGUUGAACGAAAGGUGGGGUAGCUUUUAACCCACCUAACUCCGAAGAGAUAUAUCGAAUGGACACGCCUGGAAAAAUCGUCCUAUCGUGACGUGGACGGUUCGUUUUAUUUUUAACAUCUUUAAACGGUAACGGUCGAGUAACGUUCAAAUAAAGCAUGCUAAAGUGUAGUAAAGCUUUUAAUAAAUAUAAUGAGAGAAUUUGGUACAAGGGAACAUAAUGCGAGCAAAUGUUGAGGAAGGAAGAAAUAGAUCUAAUUUACUAAUACUCGUAAUUUUUGUCGCGUGUGUUUUUUAAUAUAUACAAUAAUUAUUUUCUUCAAUUGCAACAAAAAAUAAUUCCUCGUUUACAUUAUACAACCAUACCUGUAUACCUGUGACACCCUGAUACAUAAAUGUCAUACUUCUUUUCAAACAUCUACAUACCUCAAACGAGUGCAGUGUAUAUCUGUCAUUGCUUGGAAGGUCAGUUUCUUAUCUUUACAUUUUCAUUCUUGUUAUAUACAUUCCUGUUUCUAUGUUCCGUUCAUUUUUAUAUCUCUGUUAUCCUUCAUUAAGUUUUCCCUAUAUUCCUACACCUCCGAAGGAGGCCAUGCUUUCAUACUCUCCGUUAUGAACUCUGAGUGAGUUCGCUCCAAUUAAAGAAAUCAAACCCACGUGUCUAUUGUUCGUUACAGAUCGCAAACACUUCCGUGAAAUCCCGAAGCUGAUAUCCAAUCAAAAACGUUCAAACACCAGUGAAAAUCUUCCCAAAACGUGCCAUUCGAUUAAAAUUCCGCUAUCAACGAAUACUAACUCUCCCGAAAGGGGGAAAAGGCGAAUUGCACCUGUUGUCGUUCGCACCGAGGAUAAUAGACCUUCACGGACCGCUAGAUUUAAGCGUCUUCAUCCGAAAUUGAAAAUCUUGGAAGAGGACGAAAAUUUUCUCGGGUGAUACAAUGUCGAAUCUGAAAUGCGUAAAAAAGAAGCAGGGUUAGGUCGCCGGGGGAGGGGCAGAAGGGAAGGUCCCUUCUUCUCGCGAACGUCCGAUCAGGCUACCGAGAAGCAACCCCUUGUAAACGGGAGGGUUCAGGGUGGAUAAAGCUGCUGGGUACGCCGGUGGUAAGGGGUUCGUGGCUAGGGAGGGUGCCAGCGAAUGGAGGGGGGAGGGGGGUGUCUGCUUCUGCGAAUGUGUCCGCGGAUGCGGGAUGUGUGUGUGUGCGUGUGUGUGUGUGUGUGUGCGCCAUACGCUCAGGGAACAGUUGAUGUUAGAAAGAGAGCAAUGAGACAGACGUUUCGGUAUGGUACAUUGAGCGAGACAAGGACGAGGAAUUGAAUGAAGAGAGAAACUGAUAGAGAAACGAAGAGAGACAGCGGGCGUGGGAGAGGGACAGAUAACGGGAGGGAGAGAGAUCGAAAUAUGUGAACAGGAGAGGAAGAGAGAGAUGGAUAAUGAAGAGAGAGGUCUCUCCCCAUGAUACGCGUACACACAUCCUGGUCCCUUAUUCCCCCGUACGUGCGAAGGGGGUUUCGAGAGACCAGCAACGGUGGAGCCACGACGACAACGAGCCACAACCACGACGGCGAACACGACUACUACGACACCGCGUGGGGGUUGCACGAAGACCCCCUGGUGGGGUUCUGGCUGCCGACCCCACAGUCCCCCGCUGGAAAUGAUAUCAGUCGCGACUCGGUCGAGGGAGCCCCAGCACGCGCGUGCCCCUUGCAGAGUGAGCUCAGCUCGCUUGCUCGAUUCUCCAACUCUGCAGUUACGUUCGCGUUAGAUUUUUCCACGACGGUGAGUGUUUUCGCACGAAAUACUUGCUGUGUUCCAUCCGGGGGGGCAGAGAAAAGGGUGUACACACACGGUGGUCGUGAAGGAAGGAACGAAAUAGACGUCGACACGGUGCAAACGUCAGUCUACCCUGAGCUUUUUUGGAGCGUGCUCUUACUGGUUGAUUCCGGUGGCCCGUCGCGGCGAGAACGAUUUUUAAAAACUUUUACCCAUUGGAGGAAAUCGGAAGAGGUGACUCAACGUGCUAUAAUAAUGGGCGAGAAGACGUUCAAUCUCACGUGGAACAAUCACCUGGCGAAUUUGUCUGGAUUAUUCGAAGGACUGUAUAAGAGUGGUUCUUUGACCGACACGACCUUAGCUUGCCAGGGUGGCAUGCUGAGAGCACACAGAUUAGUGUUGGCAGCAUGCAGCCCUUACUUCGAGCGAGUUUUCAAAGAGCACUAUGGCGAGCAACCGAUUCUCAUUUUAAAAGGGGUGGCGGUGGAAGAAAUGGAAUGCCUCCUAGACUUCAUGUAUCGAGGCUCCAUCGAUGUCGCCGAGGAGCACUUGCCCUCCCUGAUAAAGACUGCGACGGACCUAGAGGUUCGAGGUCUGUCGGGUGAUCAGAGGAACCAGGAAAGCACUCGUAGCCCGUACACCAGAGUCGAGACCCGAAUGCAAUGGCGUCACAUAGAAACCAGGGUCCACACGACCGAAUACAUGAAAGAACCGUCAGUCAUCCCGUUUUUACCCAAACAGUCUUCCGUAGAGUCGUUGGAAGAUCACAUCAAAGUUGAAGAAAUCGAGGUAGAGGACGAUCCAAUGGUGAUCGACGGUCACGAGGAAUCGUUCGACGAACCCGUGCGAACUUCGGAAACGCAAAUCAGGCGCAUGCCACCGCCAAUGUACAAACGGGAGACGAGAUUCAAAGGCCAAAAAAGAGUCUCUGUUGGACGGCCCUCGAGAAGCACCGAGUCACAGGAAUACAAAUCGAAGGAACGGGCAACCCUAAAAGAGGACUCCGCGAGAGAUGACAACUACGAAGAUUCCUCGAGCGCGUCUAAAUUCGACUCGAGUUACAACGGAUCCACAGAUCCCACGGUACCAGACGUAGAGAUGAACGAAGACUUACAAGAACGAGCUGAGAGUCUGGAUUCGUCGAAGAGCGCGGACGAGAGUUCCAGGUUAACGAUGAAGAAGAAGAGCGACGGUCCCUCGAAGAGGACAAGCCUGCACGAUGGGAAAGAGUCCACCAGGCCCAUACUGGCCAAAUCCGACAGGGCGCAAUACAAACCUUUCUCCUGCGACCUUUGCACUCUGGCCUUCACGAGAGCCUCCCACCUGGCUAGACACAGGAGAGUCCACACGGGCGAGAGACCGUUCGCCUGCAGCAUCUGUCCGCGGAUGUUCGCCAGGCAGGACAAGCUGAAGCAACACGUGGACUCGCACAUGCAGUGGCCGAAGAGGAAGAGCAGCCUGUCCAGCACGAGUUGCCAACCAACGAUUUCCCCACCUACUAAAGGAAAGAGGGGCAGACCACGAAAGGUGAACCUAGAACAAUCAGCCAUGGAGGAGAUACUGAAAUUUGGCGAGUUUAGUUCAUUGCUGAACAAAUCUCAUUCGGCGAAUUCGACAGUGAAAAGCGAGGAUUUCACGAUGGACGACAAGGAGGAGAAGGUCGAAGGUCGAAAAAAAGUUGUCGACGAGCAAAUGGACGAAGAUAAAGAAAAGGACACGGACACAGAUACGGACAAGGAUAAGGAUAAUUACGGUGAUCAGAGCGGAAACGGUCAGGACGAUAGCGUUUAAUCGAUUCUCCUCCAUAAAUCUCUUCUGUAAUUUCUGAGGAAGUGUUUCUCCACGAGUGAGAGGAUUAUAUUCAAAAGAAUGAGAGAAAACUUCGAAUUUUCAUCGAUCGACGACGCGAUCCAGGUACUUUUCUCCGAUUUUUCCGAUCCUAUAACGGGUGAUCUUUCUUUCUCCAUCGGUACAGAGAAAUAAAUGUAUCGGUCAAGAUUGUCCUAGCUGGAUGUUACAGAGUUGGAUAUUUUUGUGGACUAGGAAUUGAUUCACCUCGGUAUAUUCAUUACUUGAACAAAUACUUUGAGAUUCGGUUAUUGGUUCUUAGUACAACUAUCGUUUCAGAUCGAAGAUUGGCUCCUUUGAUCGUAGAUACACAAAUUUUUAAGAUUGUAAUGGAUCACAAAGUUAUUUAAAGGUGUGUGAAAUGAAUGUCUUGUAAACUUGUGGUAGAAAUAUUUUUGCUAUCGACAACGCUAAUUAAAAACCACUGUUUCGGGAUGUACUGUUGAAUACGGUGAACGUAUGGACGAGUAAUUAUACAGGGUGGCCCGUGAGCCGUGCCACGAUUGAGACGAUUUUGAGCAUCAAUUUAAAAGCAAGAAAUAGGGCAAAUAAUAUUCGAGGACUUGUCUGUUUCAAUACAAUUCGAAUAUGGCUAUUUUAAUAUUAUUCAUACAUUUGACUAUUGGGUUAUAAUUCACGGAGUUGGCUAUUUGAAUAUUAUUUAAAUUCUCAGCCCCGGUAUAAAGCAAUUUCAUAUCAGCCAUUCGAAUUUUUCUCAUCACAAAAAGUCAAAUGUAUCACGAAUUACGGCCCAUCCAGUACAGUUAUUGCGAAGCAACUUUCACUAGGAACUUCAAGUCUUAUUUCGUUUCAUUUAUUUUCGUACGUAUAUCAUUAUGUCACGCGAGAGUAACCGAACUGACGACUCUUGCGAACACCAAAACUAGAACAUUUAUAUAAUACAAAUAACACCGUUGUCGCGGUGUUCAAGGGGUUCGAAGCAGAAGUGAACCUCACAGACAAGCGAAACGAGAACAAUUUUUUAUACGUUUCAAACGAACCAAGUUAUUCGACGAUUCAGUAGAAUGUCAUAUACAUAAACAAUUGUUUACCAGGAGUUGAGCUCUGCUUUCGUCAACAAAUGAUCGAGGUGUCGGGAUUACUUCGUUUUUCCUUCGAGUCCCUCGUUUCGGCGUCCAUCUUUCUUUGAACUGGAUGCUGACAAAGUUUGUGAUCGAUUUCGUCACGAUUCUGGUAUUUAUUUAUUUAUUUAUUGAGGUUCAAGACAUCCUUGUUGUAGAUUCGACGCGAAUUUGUUCGAAAGAGUACCUGAGGCACCCUAUGUUAUUGCGUAUUAACUAAUUAAUCGAGGGUGAAGACAGGCCAUAUAGGAAGAAAUGAUAAGAGUUUGAUAAAACGCACGACGAUACAGUGUCGCGCGGGGAUGAAAUUUAUGUGGGAUGAUAAGAUUAGGAAAAAGGGAACCUUACGUUGGAAACUCGACCAAAUUACUUUAGCUUGAAGACUGUGGUAUGGUUUGCAUUGUGGAAACUACUCGACUGACCAAAGCUUAAAUUGUGGACCUCUUCGGCGUGAAAUUGUUUCCGCAGCGAUUAAUCUCUAGGGUGAAUAUUAAUGCAAAUUUAUACUAUGUUAGUGAUUGCGUCGGUUGUUUUAACCGAUAGUGUUAUGCCUCCUUGUAUUGAAAUUUACUUAAACGAUUUUCAGUAAUUUUUUAGCGAGUCUGGUGGAACCUUCGUUGUCAGAAUUGACUUAGGCAUAGUGAAAGACUAGAUAUGUCAAACUUUUAGUAUCGUAUAUUUUUUAUUAAAAUUAUUAUCAAUAGACGCGGGUAUUUGAAAUAAUUUGAAAGCUAUUUGAAAAACAAUUACACAAUUACUUCAGAUAAUUAUAAAAUAAAAUGUUAUUUGAUAUAAUAUUAAUUAAUUUUUAUCUUCGAAGAAGAGAAACAGGAUUUAUCUUCGAUCGGAAACAGGUUGCUAAGCAAUGAUUUAUAACAAGGAUUCAGACAAUGGAGGGUCUGCUAUAUCUUAAACAAACAUUCAUGGGGUCCAAGUUACUUUUGUUAACUUGUUAACAAGACGUUUGUAUUUUUAACGAAGGGGUUUAAACGUAGACCUAACGAAUUUUCGAAUUACGCGCAUGCCUAAAUAACUGUAACGAGUAAUGCGUUUACGUUUUUCCUCGAAUUUUUAUAGAUUGCCCCUAAAUGGAAUUCAAAAUGAAAAGAUAAUUUUUUCCAUUACGUACAUAAGAAAAAAAAACAAGGAUCAAUAUUUCUUUAAACAAUACGCGAUAAGGAAUUUAUAACAUUGACGAACAUUGAAAUUUCACAGGAAUACAACACACUUAAUUAAUGUAUUUAAUUUCUUUAUUGUUAAGGUGAUGGUCUGUUUCCAUAGUAACUAUUUAGAAAACUAUUUUGAAAAAUGUGUGAAAGAUCGUGAGUCUAACAAAAUAGAGAAAAUGCAAAAUUGUUGCUAAAGAGAGUUCAUAUUUGACUUGUUCCAUUUAAUCUCUUUAAAAUUCGCGCUCUACAACUAUUUUCUGUCUUGAAUACGGCGCGUGGAAGGGGAAGAGACCCCGCGAGCUAGGCAGCCAAUGGGUUGGGACUCUCGCACGGGACCCAUCCCCUCCAUAUGAGCCUCGGCCGAGAGAGAAAGGCGUCAGUGUGGGGCAGAGCGCGGAACAGAAUAGAUCGAGACACGUGCAUCCUCGUGUAACGCGUAACCUGACGGCGAUCGGAGUGGGGGAAGCUCUUGGACACACGUGUUGGUCAUUGAUCAAGUAUAGUGUGUCCAAGUGUAGUGAAUGUGUCGUAAAUUAAAAAAAAGACAGAGAUUUGUGUAAAUUUCGAUUUUGUUGGACGCACGAUCAUUUGCAAACUUCCUGUACAACUUUCUAAAUAGUCACAUUGGAAACUGGUAGUCGUCCGAGGAACACGAGGAUGAGACACAUUAAUUAGGGGCAAACCAGGUAAAUGGAGAAGACUUUUAUUCACCUUCAGUUCCUCGUUUUCUUGAAUCAAGUCUGUUGUUUCCUCUGGUACCAGACCAGUUCCGUUCAAUGAGAAGCUCGCCGUAAUCCCACGAGCCCUGGCACGGCUAUCCCAUUGGUCGCCCUGACCUCGCAAAACUCGAAUCACCUGAAAUCGAACAGAAUAGUUUUACACUACAAAAUCCCUUGAAGUAAUAUGGAUUACCUUGGGUCCGAACACGAGAAAGACGGUUACAGAAGUGGAAAGUUGCGUACGCAGGAACCCCAGCAGAUACUUGAUAUCCGGUCCGGCGUGAGGAAAAAUGAAAAGGCUCAGCUAUGUUGUAAAUUGCAUAGCUUAUCAAACGGGCCUCGUUGAAGAGACUUUCUGCGUUGCGAACGUUGUAACAUACUUUGAUGCCCCACGCGAGGAACAGGAUUUCUCCUUUAAAAAAAAGGCCGUGUAGGAGAUGCAGAAACCAAGAUGUCUGGUCCACUUGGUGGCGACGCAGGAGUACAUAUCCAAGACGGGAAAUAUGGCGGCCAUCUGAUUGGUUAACAAUAUGUUUGCAUCGAUAUAUAUCGAGUAUAUAAUCACGAUGUUGUAAUAUUGUUAUUUGUGGUGCAGAGAAUUGCAAGAAAAUAUUAUACGUACCUCGAGGUACAUGAUAGCACAACCUAAAA
Messenger RNA from Hylaeus volcanicus, 8422 nucleotides. RefSeq lists its product as uncharacterized. Gene Ontology annotation, cellular component: nucleus. Gene Ontology annotation, molecular function: protein binding. The record is from RefSeq and is a predicted model, not a curated record. The coding region runs from base 2636 to 4744 and encodes 702 amino acids. The transcript has 10 exons. Gene Ontology annotation, biological process: regulation of transcription by RNA polymerase II. Lineage: Eukaryota; Metazoa; Arthropoda; Insecta; Hymenoptera; Colletidae.